Myzus persicae (green peach aphid) is the source of this 1521-nucleotide messenger RNA. RefSeq names its product protein ALP1-like. The transcript has 5 exons. The record is from RefSeq and is a predicted model, not a curated record. NCBI's taxonomy places the organism in Eukaryota, Metazoa, Arthropoda, Insecta, Hemiptera, Aphididae. The coding region runs from base 1 to 1521 and encodes 506 amino acids.
AUGGGCAGGCACAGUUAUAUGGACAUACGGAAGUUGAAUAAAAUUCUUCUAGUUUUGAUGAUAGGUUAUGUUGAAAAUAUUACAAAUGAAUUUGAUGAUAUUGAUACAGAACAUGGAAUAGAUGAAAUAGUUUUAAUUUCAUAUCUUCAAUGUACUGAUCCUGUUGAUGCUGAACUUGUUGAAAAUGUAUCAAUUAUAGAUGCCCAAAAUAUUAAUUUAAUUGGGUUUAAUGAUAGUUUUGAUGAUGUUCAGAGUAUUCAACUUUCAACAUUAGUCAAUGAACAGCAAGGGUAUGAGGAAUUGGAGACUCCUACUUCUGAAAAUAUAAAUAUGGAUUACGAUUAUUAUACGAAUGCAUUGAAAGUGAUCGCAGUGGCAGAAUCAUUUGGAUAUCUGAACCCACCAAGAUCAGAGAGAUCAUUUUGGAUUCAUCCUUUUAUUGCAGUACGAGAAACUAAUAAUCGGUUUUUUUCUUUUUACGAGGAAAUUCGAAAGUAUCCGAGCAAAUUUUCCGAGUAUUAUCGAAUGUCCAUUUCUUCAUUUGACGAACUUUUGGAAAAACUACGUCCCCACAUAACCAAAAAAAUCACAAAGUUCCGACGUCCGGUGUGUCCAGAAGAAAGAUUGACUAUUACAAUCAGAUAUCUGUCAGUUGGAACAAAUUUUGUGGCGUUACAGUAUGAAUUUUUGUUGGGACGAAGUACAAUAGGAAAUGUUGUUAGAGAAACUUGUCAGGUUCUAUGGAACACCCUACAGCCUGAAGAAAUGCCAGAGCCUAAUCCAGACCAAUGGAUAGAAAUAGCCAAUAAAUUUUAUUUGAAAACCAACUUUCCAAAUUGUGUAGGGGCAGUCGAUGGCAAACAUAUUCGUUGUAUGAAACCCAUUAAUUCCGGAUCAAUGUUCUACAAUUAUAAAAAGUAUUUUUCCAUUGUAUUAAUGGCUGUAGUGGACGCAGAGUAUAGCUUUAUUUCAAUCGAUGUCGGUGCAUACGGUAAGGAGGGUGAUUCUACAAUUUUCAAAAAUUGUCCAUUCGGAAAAAAACUAUAUUCUGAACAAUUAAAUCUACCAGCACCUGUUGUUCUUCCAAAUACAGACAAUUUUCCGCAGCCUUUCGUGGUAAUAGGCGAUGAAGCUUUCGGACUACACAAAAAUCUUUUAAGACCAUACCCUGGACGAGGUCUCACACAAAAAAGAAAAAUUUUCAACUAUCGUCUAUCAAGAGCUCGAAGGUACGUAGAAUGCGCUUUUGGAAUACUCGCAAAUAAAUGGCGUGUUUUUCAUAGUGCUAUUCUAGUUGAACCCGAUUUUGCUGACGACGUUAUUAAAGCAUGCUGUAUUUUACAUAAUUAUGUUAGACGAAGGGAUGGUUAUAACUUCGAAGACACCCUCUCAAACUCUUUGGAAGACAUUCAAAAUGAAAAUAAUUCUGGAGCUCGUCAACAAGGAUUAGAUGUUCGAGAAUAUUUUGCUGAAUAUUUUAUGGAAGCAGGAGCAGUUCCGUUUCAAUAUCGAUUUGUUUGA